CGCGGUGAGAGAGGUACGAAGUUAUGUGUACGGAAUUGAAGAGAGAAAGAGCGGCGGGAUCGGGAUCGGGAUCGGGAUUGGGACGGAGAUGUUGAGAAUGAGGUUCGUCUAUGCAAGCCGCGGAGGAAAGGACGUAAGCCGGUUGCGUCAUUGUUUUGUAAUUCUUCGAUUUUGAAUAAUUACAAAUUACAAUUGCCACGAACACGACGACAAGAAGGAGAAAGGGAGAACGGAGGACGUGCCGAGCAUGGAUGGUCGCUUCUCUAGACACCACGUAUCUAAGUCAAAGGUGCGAGGACUUCAUCGAGAAUGGCAUUGCCACACAUUUGUCAAGCAUGCUCUUGAGUUCUUCGAGAAGUAUACGGACGACCUGGUUCGCGACGUUUGCGAGCAGAGUAGUAUGCCAUGGGUAGAAGACCCUGAUGAUGUUCCGUUCUUGUGGGAGGACGUUCUGGAACCCUCAGAGUUAUGGGAGGGCUUGCGCCACUUCCUCAUUCAGAACCAUACUUCAGAGCUGCUGGAGAGUUGUUUCGCUCGUUGCGGAAUGAACUUGAGACGUGAGAGUGAUAAUGAUAUUGUCAGGAGACUCUAUGGCUAUGGCAAACAGUUGCACGAACCCACUUAUGGUUAUGACGAGGUAUGGUGUAUUCUCACGAUUCUACACCAGAUCGAUUUCGAUCUCGUUGGCUUGGAUGCUCGGCCUUUCCCUCUGCGAAUGUUGUUGUUGGAGGACAAGCCAAAAGACCAUCACAGAGUGUAUUGGUUCGCUGAGGUAAGGGAUCGGGAAACUGGAGCCCUGGUUGCAGAUGCCAUCAAGUUAACUGAAGGUGGGGCCUUCCACUGGAGUCUUCAAACGGAAAAAAUGUUCAAUGGACCUUUUUUCUACCACGGCCAUACUAGUAGGGCACUGCAUUCGGAACUCACUCCUGAACAGUUGAAAUCUCUGAAAGCCUCGUUCUGCCGUCGUAACUCCAUCGUCUAUUCUACCCAUUCAGAGUUUGAAUGUGUGAUUUCCCUCGCUGCUAACUUGGCGCUGGUGUGAGGACGACAGAUGGUUCUACGAAGUUGUGGAUGAGUACCGCCUUCGACCAUCUUUGCUGAAAGAUGUGAUGGAUUUCCAAUGCAAACACUUUAGACGAAUCCUCAAGGGCACAAUUUGGCAGAAUCUACCGCAGGACUUGGUCAUACGCAUCGUCCAGUUACUGCCACGGCGAUGUACUAUAAGUCCGACUUGGUAAGGAAUUGUGCAAGAUGUCGACAGAGUGGUUGCCUCUUCGUCUUCUUCGUCUUCCUCUGAGAUGCUGCUGUCAGGGUGGUAUGCAUACUAGUACCUCAGAGUUCCCAAUGAAACUGUGCCUCCAGG
Messenger RNA from Chara braunii, 1363 nucleotides. Lineage: Eukaryota; Viridiplantae; Streptophyta; Charophyceae; Charales; Characeae. The record is from the annotation of a GenBank genome assembly.